Tripterygium wilfordii is the source of this 1909-nucleotide messenger RNA. Its product is annotated as laccase-5-like. The record is from RefSeq and is a predicted model, not a curated record. Gene Ontology annotation, biological process: lignin catabolic process. The coding region runs from base 1 to 1725 and encodes 574 amino acids. Gene Ontology annotation, cellular component: apoplast. The transcript is spliced from 6 exons. NCBI's taxonomy places the organism in Eukaryota, Viridiplantae, Streptophyta, Magnoliopsida, Celastrales, Celastraceae. Gene Ontology annotation, molecular function: copper ion binding; hydroquinone:oxygen oxidoreductase activity.
AUGGAGCUCCUCAAACCUACUGCCAUAUUCAUCUGCUUAGGAAUUCUGCUUCUGUCUGCUUCUGCAUUUUCCUUGGCAAAUGCAAAGACACAGUACCAUGAAUUUGUUGUGCAAGCAACGUCAGUGAAGAGGCUGUGCAACACCCACAACAGCAUUACAGUGAAUGGGAUGUUCCCAGGACCAACCUUGGAGGUCAACAAUGGAGACACUCUAGUCGUCAAUGUCGCUAACAAAGCUCACUAUAACAUCACCAUUCACUGGCAUGGUGUCCGCCAGAUUAGAACGGCGUGGGCAGAUGGACCGGAAUUUGUGACACAAUGUCCAAUUAGACCUGGAGGGAGUUACACAUACAGAUUUAGAAUUCAAGGACAGGAAGGAACAUUGUGGUGGCAUGCACAUAGUUCUUGGCUUAGAGCUACUGUCUAUGGAGCUCUAAUUAUUCGUCCGAAAAAUGGAACCUCUUAUCCUUUCCCUAAGCCAAGGAGAGAAACACCACUUCUUCUUGGGGAAUGGUGGGAUGCAAACCCAAUGGAUGUUGUGAGGGAGUCAACAAGAACUGGUGGAUCUCCAAAUAUUUCUGAUGCAUAUACCAUCAAUGGACAACCUGGGGAUCUUUACAACUGCUCAAGCAAAGACACUUCCAUAGUUCCGAUUGACUUUGGCGAGACCAAUCUCCUCCGAAUCAUCAACGCAGGAUUGAACCAGCCACUCUUCUUCACCGUCGCAAACCACAGGCUCACAGUUGUUGGUGCUGAUGCCUCCUACAUCAAGCCCUUCACCACCUCAGUUGUGGUGUUAGGACCUGGCCAAACUACUGAUGUUUUGAUCACUGGAGAUCAGCCACCAGGACGAUACUACAUCGCAGCACGCGCCUACCACACUGCGCUAAACGUGCCCUUUGACAACACAACAACAACUGCAAUACUUGAGUACAAAGCUGCACCUUGUGCUGCCAAAGAGGGACUAACAGCGACACCAAUUAGGCCUACUCUUCCUGCUUACAAUGACACAGCAACAGUCACUGCCUUCACUACAAGUUUUCGGAGCAUCGAGAAAGUGGAAGUUCCAACUGAAAUUGAUGAGAGUCUCUUCUUAACAAUUGGUCUAGGACUCGAUAAUUGUCCCCCAAAUUAUCCAUCAAGCCGGUGCCAGGGACCGAAUAGUACUCGCUUCACUUCUAGUAUGAGCAAUGUGUCCUUUGUGCUUCCUUCAAACUUCUCCCUAUUACAAGCACAUCACCAUGGCAUUCCAGGAGUUUUCACUUCUGAUUUUCCAGCAAACCCACAGGUGACAUUCGAUUACACCGGAAACGUUAGCCAAUCACUCUGGCAACCUAUUAGAGGCACUAAAUUGUACAGGCUGAAGUUUGGUUCAAGAGUGCAGAUUGUGCUGCAAGGCACAAGUAUUGUCACUCCUGAAAACCACCCAAUUCACCUCCACGGAUACGACUUCUACAUCAUCGCUGAAGGGUUUGGAAAUUUCAAUCCCAGGAAUGAUACAGGCAAGUUUAAUCUUGUUGAUCCACCAAUGAGGAACACAGUAGGUGUGCCUGCAAAUGGGUGGGCAGUCAUUCGAUUCGUCGCUGACAAUCCUGGUGUGUGGAUAAUGCACUGUCACUUGGAUGUUCAUAUUACAUGGGGUUUGGCCAUGGCUUUCUUGGUAGAGAAUGGACAUGAAGAAACACAGACUCUAGAGGAACCUCCAGCAGACAUGCCUCUAUGUUAAUUAACUCAAGAAAUGUCUGUUAAAUUACAUUAUUAUUGAAAUUCAUGUACUCCAACAAGUUUUCAUCAUUGUUUUUUCACAUGUGAUGUAAUGUUCUUCAAUAUUUAGUGUAAAAGCAAUUUUCCAAGAACUACUUCUCUUCUAAUUCAUGUAAUUGAUAAAGAUCACACAUAUUGAGUAAGAA